This is a messenger RNA of Closterium sp. Naga37s-1, 3184 nucleotides long. The record is from the annotation of a GenBank genome assembly. Lineage: Eukaryota; Viridiplantae; Streptophyta; Zygnematophyceae; Desmidiales; Closteriaceae.
GUACCACCCAUCGCUGCUAUCAGCUCGCACCAUCCCCAAAGGCCAGCGCCUCUUCUCCAUUCCCCUCUGCCUCACCCUCUCCUCGUCUGCCUGCGCAUCUUCCUCCUCGUCCUCCCCUCCUGAGCUUUCACCUGAGUGCUAUCUGGCGGGCUGUAUGCUGCAAGCAGCUGCGAAAAAGGAACGGGCGGCAGAGGGUUUGUCUUGGGCGGCACUGGCAGGGGUGCUGCUGCCGCCCGUGAAUCUGGGGAGGCCGCUGCCUCUUAUGCUGGAUGACGACCUGCGAAUGGAGCUCAGCUACAAACCGUUGAUCGACAGGCUAGACAAGCAGGUGGAGCAGUACCAAGAUGAAUACGACGCAUGGGUGAACGCCACUGUCAGCCAGUCUACCGCAGAUAACGCGGACAUGUCUUUCGAGAGCUUUCUUCAAGCUGUUGCUGCUGCUCUCUCCGUGUCCCUGCCGCUGCCCCAAGCCCCGUCGCCUUCAGUACCUGACAGUUCACCUGACAGCCGACCUGCUGCACUGAAGCGGGCAGCGGCGCUGGAGGACCGUGUCGUCCGGGCAGUUUUGGAGGUGAAGAGGAAUGUUUUGAGCGCUGCCCGAGAGGCUGGAGGAGUCACAGAGGGCUUCCUAAAUUCUGCAGCACGAGCGGGGGAGGGCGUGCCAGCACAAGAUGGGGAGAGAGGGGAAAGAGGAGGAGAAGAGCAUGCCAUGACGGGUGGCAAGUGGUAUGGGAUGGAGCAGAUGUGGUUCUGGGAGAUGCGGCGACAGAGGCAGCUGGAGCGCGAGAGGAAGAAGAAGGAAGGAGAGAAGCACCGGAUGAUGCGGAUGAAACACGAGAAGAACGGCAAGGAAGAAAAGGAGGAAUCAGUGGCAGGGGGGGUGGAUCCAGAGGGGCUCUUUGCAUAUCCUGAGGGGCGGAUCGACCCUGAGCUCCUUGCUUACCUCACUGCUCUCGCCUAUCUGCGAUCCACUGGCAGAGCAGCCAUCUGCAGGCGGUACCGCGAUGCUGGGCGGCUGGACGAGGCCCCAUCUGGGGUAGGUGCUAUCUGGCUUCAUGGGGUGGGGAGUAGGUGUUUCCUGGUUGGCCCCAUCCAAAACCGUCGCCUCUGUCCCAACCACACUCCCUUCCCCACCUCUCACCCCCCACAGCUCUGCCUACCGUGGUUCAUGGGAGCAUUAGAGGAGGUGCAGCAGGUGCUGCAGGUGAGGGCCAAUAAGAAGCGGGUGCUCAUCGACACCUCUGAUUGGCUGCUGCUCGCCUGCGACCCCAAAUACGACCUGCGAUUGCACGAGCCAGAGCCAGUGACUGCAGCAGCUGCUGAGAGCAAGAGGAGAAGAGGUGAUUUCCGCCCAGAGCCCAACAGCUCCCAUUCACCUUCUCUCAAAGCUCACGGGGAGUUUGCAGCCUCUUUGCUGCAGGCCAAAGCACGGUCCAGGAAGCAGCUGACAGUGGUGGCAGGGCAGUCGAAGAAGAAAGGCCAGCUGCUGCUCUCCAUCCCUCACGCCCUCUGGGUAUCAACCCACACCAUGGCAGAGGAAGCAGCACCCUACGCCAACCCUGUGUGGACGCUCGCCGCCGGAGCUGCGUGGCUGCUUCGGGAGCAGGCGCGGGGGCGAGGCUCGGAGUGGUGGCCGUACCUGCAGAUCCUGCCGGCCUACGUGCCUCUGCCAUUCUUGUUUGAUGCUGCCACGCUGGACGAGCUACAGUCACCCUCGUUUGUGGAGCGAAUCCGCAUGGUCCGCGAGUACUACGAGCAACAGUACAAACUAUGCCGCCCGCCAGCCAUCGCCUUCGCCUCGCUCCACCAAUUCCUCUGGGCUCUUGCCGUCAUGAACUCCCGAGCCUUCUCCACUCCCGCACCUGCCCGCCGAACCUCCGCCGAGCUUCACACUGACACCACACGCUUUCCCCAAGAGGAAGAGAGGGAGCAGGAGAGGGGGAGGGGGGGCAUGCUAGAGCAGCUGCUGGCGCUGCCUGCGUCUGAGAGGCGGCGGUUUGUGGGCGAGCCCAUGGCUCUCGUGCCCAUUGCUGAGCUGAUUGAUCAUCACCACCCCCACAACGCCCAGUACAAGGUGCAGCAGAGCAGUUUUGACUUCUACGCCAGGGAAGAGGUUCAGCGCGGUGCAGAGCUCUUCACAGUGUACGGAUACAAGCCCAACCACCACCUGCUUCUGGGAUACGGCUUCGUGCUCGACGACAAUCCCUAUGACCACGUCCGGCUCUUCCCGAACCUCUCCCGAGCCAUCCGAACCGUCGCCUCGGUGGCGUACCACCAGGAGGGGCAGGGUGCAGGGAGAGGGGUGUGGGGAGGGAGCGGCGGGGAGGUUCGUCCGGGGGAGGUAGAUCUGAGGGCAGGUUUGCUCCGUGUUUGGGGCACAGCGGACUCUGUGCUGCUUUCAGGAAACGAGGAAAUAGGUGUGGGAGGAAAGGGGGUUAUGGGAGGAAAGGGCGGUGUGUUAGUGGUGCAUGUGAUGUGGCAGGCAGCAGCAGCAGCAGUGGGUGAAGUGGUGAAGGCUCGAGAGGUUGGAGGGACGUAUGCCGAAGGGAACAGCCUUCCGCAGCUGCAGCUGCGGCAGCGGAUAGAGCACAGGGUUGCACAGGAAAAGAAGUGGGAUAAGGCGGACCGAGUACACAGUGACACAAGCACAAGUCUUUUGAAGGAGGUGCUUGUAAAGGAGGAGGACGAAGGCGUGGGAGUGUCUGUGUGGGCUGGUGGCAUAGUGGAGCCGAAUCUGCUCGCCGCCCUCGCUGCCAGCUGGCACGCCGUCCACAUGUCACAAGCCUCCCCGGACUACACAUCCCUGGCCAGCGCGGCUAUUCAUUACGGCUGGGCCCUCUCCACCUCCUCCUGUCACCACCUCCUCCCAAUCGCCUCGUCCUUCACACCCGCUCUCAAAGCUUCUGCUGAAACCGUCCGACUUUUUGUCGAGGCUAGAUUGAAGCAGUUCCCGACGAGUUUGGAAGAAGAUGAGGCGGUGCUGGAGGAGCUUCGGGCCUGUGAGUCGGAAGGGCGUGCGGGGAUGAAGGUCGAGGGUUGGUGUGAGGUGGUGCUGCCGGUGGUGGAGGAGAGGAUUACGGCCGUUCGGUUUAGGAUGCACAGGAAAACUGUUCUCAAGGAUGUGGCAGCACGAUUGCGAGAAACUUGCGUUUGGGACGUCAGAAAGACGGAUGUGGUUCGGUAG